Molecule: messenger RNA, 1200 nt
Organism: Pleurotus ostreatus (oyster mushroom)
Lineage: Eukaryota; Fungi; Basidiomycota; Agaricomycetes; Agaricales; Pleurotaceae
Exons: 4
Coding region: 1-1200 (399 amino acids)
Biological process (GO): peptidyl-serine phosphorylation; intracellular signal transduction
Molecular function (GO): ATP binding; protein serine/threonine kinase activity
Source: RefSeq, a predicted model, not a curated record
AUGCCUUUCAACCUCAAGAAGAUCUUCUCUAAGAAGUCCCGCGCUCAGACGCUACCACUGCCUCCCAUACUACGCAAGUCCCCCGUCGUGGGCUCGUCUUCUCGAGGCUCGAGUCCCGCAUCUUCGUGCAGCACCCUCGUUGGUGCACCCUCCAUUGAACACAAGCACCUUACCAUAGUCCAAAGCAUUCACACUGAACCUUCACAUGACGUAUGGCUCGUCGCUCACAAUCACACCAAGCAGCACUUCACCCUCAGUGUCUACCGAACGCACCUUCUGACGGCCGAACAACGCAGUCGACUACGCGAUGAGCGUAUGAUGAUGCUCCUGCUCUCUGGAUGCGACGAGUUCGUCAAGAUUGUCAGCCACUGGGAGGAGGUGGGCGAGAAGUAUAUCCUUACGGACUACUACCCGUAUACACUUGCGGACGCUUUGCGCGAGCAACCUUUCAACAAAGGACAAGCUCGACUUUAUGCGGCUCAUAUCGUCUCCGCGCUCAUCUUCUUACACCACUUGCAAACUAUUCACAACGAUGUCACACUGGCAAACGUACAUCUUACGCCUACAGGCCGACCAGUGCUUGGUGGCUUGGGGAAAACGAUCAUUUCUAUGCGAGGUUCCCCCAACUUCGUCGGCGACAUCCGUAACCUUGGCGUCUGCAUGUACCAAAUGGCAACUAGCCGAUUGCCAUUCGACAAACGGGGUAACUUCAUCCCUUUCCGACGCGUGGACCUUGUUCGCCCUGCCUUGCAACACUUGAUUCUCUGUAUGAUAAGCAACCGUAUAUCCGACCUCCAACACGUGAAGGACCAUCGAUACUUUGCCGGCAUUGACUGGGCAAAGAUCGCAUCUCCGAUGUACACUGGGACGUACAGCGCGGAACCAGUCGGCCGGAAGAAGGCUGACGACCCCUCCGUUACUGUAUUCCCUGCUGGGAUCGCAGAGAUUCGUUGUGACUGGCAGGUUGCAUACCUGAAGAAGCAAGACACGCGCAGCAAGUUACCUGAACACUCCUCGACGGAGUCUUUAGGAUCUGGAAAGACAUCCGGCGGGUCUAGCCUUGGUUCACCCGGUAAGAUCCCUCUAUGGGGAGUGGAUGAAGUUAUUUGUGGAUAUACACCAAGAUAUGGGCAAUCGCCUAAGUACUUUGAGUCUGCAGCGCGCGAGGAGGAGGUGCUGGGAUCAGCGUUCGAGGAUUAG